CGGCAGAUCAGCAUCAACCAAUGAUUCAAUGAGAGGGUAAAUGCCGAUAGGAGCGUCGGGGCAUAUAAUGGUCACAUUCGUCUAUCGGCUGGCAGAAAGGGAUAAUAAAGUCUUCUCUCCCGCCAUCAAGCCCCAAGGAGCUGGGCAGUUGUGGCCACUUACUCUCACCCGUCGUCUUCGAUACUCUCACCUCCCUCCUAGUGGGCGUACUUGUCGACUUCGCAACCGUUAGGAGAUAGAUAGGCGCACACGUGGUAUCUGGUCGUCAUCGCUAUGUUGUUCGACCAGCUCCUCGCUGGCCUUCGGGCCGGUGAUGGGAAAGAGAUAUUCAGCCAGGUCUCAGCGUGGCACUUGGUUACCUCCAUCUUAGGCAUCAGCCUUAUCACCUUAAUAAUCGACUAUGCCUAUAUGUUAUGGCUACGUUCUAAGCUGCCGCCCGGCCCUUUUCCCAUGCCGGUGGUGGGCAACACGUUUAUGCUACCGAAUACCAAGCCGUGGAUUUGGUUUGAAGAGCUUUCUAAGGAAUACAAUGCGCCGCUAAUUACCAUAUGGAUUGGCCGCAACCCGACUAUCUGGAUUAAUGAUGCUUGGGCUGCGUCGGAAUUGUUUGAGAAGCGUGCGGGCAUUUACGCAUCGCGGCCGCGGAUGCUCGUCUUCGCAGAACUAGGCGCCGGUCAGGACAACCUGGUAAAUAUGUACACGAUGACUCCGGAACAGCGUGAUCGCUGGCGUGUCCACCGCAAGCUCAUGCACCAAGGCGUCGGGAUCCAGUCUGUUCGCCGGUACCGAGAGUUCCAGAAUAACGAAAGCCGGCUCGUCGCUUACGAUCUGCUCUCGGCACCAGCAGACUAUGUCAAGCACUUCGAGAGGUACGCCACAAGUGUCGUUUCCAUCAUCGCCUUCGGUCGGCGCGUCUCCAGUUGGGAUGAUCCCAUCAUCACCGAAGUCAUCUCCGUGAUGCAUCUGGCUGCCGACUUGAACGUUCCUGGCAAAUCCUUCCCCAUGCUGAUGGAGACCUUCCCCAUCCUCGCCCGCUUCCCUAAUCAGAUUGCGCCUUGGAAGUCCGGAUUGGGGAAAAAGCGCGGCACCCACUUCUUUUACGCCCUCGCCGACGAGGCAGCUAAGAAGCAUGACCAUCAAGAUUCUUUCGUCAACCACUUGUUUUCCGAGGGCCCGAAGUACAACCUACAACAGGCCGAGAUCUCCGCGCUCACUGGAAACCUAUUCGGCGCCGGAUCCGACACCAGCAGCAGCACGUUGAUCACUUUCAUCCUGGCUUGCUGCGCGUUCCCGGAGGCUGUGGUGCCGGCAUGGGAGGAGCUUGAUCGGGUAGUAGGUCCGUACAGGAGCCCGAAUUGGGAGGACGAAGACAAGUUGCCCUACGUCAAGGCGUUUGUCAAGGAAGUGCUGCGGUGGCGCUCUGUUGCCAUCAUCGGAGGACAGCCUCACGCGCCGACGCAGGACGAUUACUACAAGGGCUGGCUGAUCCCCAAGGGAACCUGGAUCCAGGGCAACGUUUGGGCAAUCCAUCACAACGAACGCGAAUUCCCCGACCCCGACCGCUUUAACCCGAACCGUUUCAUCUCUGGACACCCAGACAGCCGACCGUUCCCCGGCGAGAGGGGCUACAUGACCUUCGGAUGGGGUCGCAGGGUUUGUUCGGGUCAGGCGCUGGCGGAGCAGGGUACCUGGAUCACGGUGGCCCGUCUGCUAUGGGGAUUCAAUAUCCAAAAGAAGAGGCGCGCGGAUGGUAGCGUCGUCGAGGUCGACAUAUUCGAUUACACUAAUGGACUCAACAUGCGCCCUCAGCCAUUCGAGUGCGAUAUUACGCCGCGCAGCAAGGAGAUCCGACAGACGAUAGAGCGCGAGGGUAAACAGGCGCUGCAAGACUUGGAGCAGUACCGUGGCGAGACCAAGUACCGGAUGUCGACGUUUUACGAGAAGAACGAACUGGCGUUAAAGAAGUACGGGAACGAGGAGACUACCUCGUAAAUGCGAUAUUCGACCAGGAGAGACCCCGGGUCUGUAAUAAACGACCGGUGAAAUCCCGGCCGGCUCCGGUUCCGUGAGUGAAAUGUAGCGAUGGUUGACAUCCUCCGUACCCAGGCCAGAUCCUCGUACAUAAUAUGGCCCAACGACAUGUAUCUAAGAUAGCAAUAGAUGUGUAGUCAAAACCUAACAUUGAGCAGAAAACGAGUGCAUUGCUUGCAGAAGGGUAUAGCGAACAUAGCUAGACUUUUUUCUCACUUGUCGUGUCCUGAGAGGGUGGUAACAGGAAUAAAUUGGACGUCUGUAUGUG
This is a messenger RNA of Durotheca rogersii, 2299 nucleotides long. Its product is annotated as cytochrome P450. Lineage: Eukaryota; Fungi; Ascomycota; Sordariomycetes; Xylariales; Xylariaceae. The record is from RefSeq and is a predicted model, not a curated record. The transcript has 4 exons. The coding region runs from base 274 to 1992 and encodes 572 amino acids. Gene Ontology annotation, molecular function: heme binding; iron ion binding; monooxygenase activity.